Messenger RNA from Paramecium sonneborni, 853 nucleotides. The record is from the annotation of a GenBank genome assembly. Lineage: Eukaryota; Ciliophora; Oligohymenophorea; Peniculida; Parameciidae.
AUGCAUUUAAUUUUCUUUUCGCUACUAUUUUUAUCAUAUUGUUAAGAGCCUACAGUUUUUAAGGCAUCUGACAAGGUUUCAUACAUAAUAAAGGACAGAAUAAAACGACCAGGAGAUUUACUUUUCUUUACAGAAGGCUUGACAUUUAUUGCAGAUGAUAUGUUAUUAGAGAGUACAGGAUUAUAUGGGGAUUCUGAAAUACAUUAUAUUGAUAACGUAUUUGAUACAUAAAAUAUUGAACUAAAAUAUAGAUAGCCUAUUGGAAAAGACUAUUUUGGUGAAGGAUGUUCAAAAAUAAAAAAUAAAAACGGAAAGGAUGAAAUAUAUAUGUUAACAUGGAAAGAGAGAAAAGCAUUUCUUUUGAAUAGCAAUUUACAAUUAGUUUAAGAAUUAGAAAUACCAUCAGAAAUACAAGAAGGUUGGGGAAUGACUUCUUAUAGAAAUAAUGAAGGAGAUGAUAUGUUAUUGAUAUCAGAUGGAACAAAUAGAUUAUAUCAUGUAGAUCCAAAUGAUUUUAAGGUAAAGAAAACAGUAAGUGUUCGUUUAGAAAAUGGAAAUGAUCUUAAUAAAUUAAAUGAAUUAGAAAUAAUUGGAGAUGGAUCGCUUCUAGCAAAUAUAUAUGAAACUCCUUUUAUUGCAUAAAUAGAUCCACAUGAUGGAAAAUUAAUAGAUAUUCUUGAUUUUACUGCUCUGAUCUAGGAUGUAGAAAGUGUUAAAGGUAAAGGAUAUACUGAUCCUAUGUUCAAUAAAGUACUUAAUGGAAUUGCAUAUCGAUAAGGCAAUUUAAUAUUAAGUGGAAAGCAAUGGCCAUAUUUUUAUUAAAUUGAUUUAUAAUCAUAAUAAUAAUCAUGAA